AUGCAGCCAGAGGCGUGCCACGGUGUGCCGCUCGCGAAUCUGGAGGCGCCGUCCGCCGUCGAGGGUUUGGCGCUCCACCCCGACUUUGUCUCCGAGGAUGAGGAGCGAGAGCUGCUGCGCACGGUAGACGCACAGCCUUGGGAUUGCACGAUCAGACGGCGCACCCAGCACUAUGGCCGUCGCUUUGACUACCACAACAAGACGGUCGGCGACGAAGCGACGCCGCUGCCGGCGGAGAUUCGCAGGCUAAUCCUCGAGCGGGUGGAUGUCCAGCCCGCGCUUCUGCCUUGGCGGCCCGCGGCAGGGCGCGAGGGCAGUCUCCAGUGCACUGUCAACGAGUAUCCGCCUGGGGUCGGCAUCGCGCCGCACAUCGACACGCACUCCGCGUUUGAGGACGGCAUCGCCUCGCUCAGUUUGGGCGGCGGCUGCGCCUUCCGCCUGCGGCGGGGGAGCGACGGCGCAGAUCACUCGGUGUGGCUGCCGCCGCGCUGCCUCCUGGUCAUGAGCGGCGCCGCGCGGUACGAGUGGCAGCACAGCAUCAGCGGGCGCAAGUUCGACCGGGUGGAGCAUAGGGAGAGCCCGGCGGGCUGGGAGUGGGUGCCGCGCGAGCGCCGCAUCUCUGUGACGCUUCGGCGGGUGCUCGGCAGUGGGACCGCAGGGACGGGACAGUCAGCGUGGUGA
This is a messenger RNA of Emiliania huxleyi CCMP1516, 681 nucleotides long. RefSeq lists its product as hypothetical. The transcript is spliced from 2 exons. NCBI's taxonomy places the organism in Eukaryota, Haptophyta, Isochrysidales, Noelaerhabdaceae. Gene Ontology annotation, biological process: oxidative demethylation. Gene Ontology annotation, molecular function: demethylase activity; oxidoreductase activity. The record is from RefSeq and is a predicted model, not a curated record. Bases 1 to 681 code for a protein of 226 amino acids.